Molecule: messenger RNA, 828 nt
Organism: Fusarium poae
Lineage: Eukaryota; Fungi; Ascomycota; Sordariomycetes; Hypocreales; Nectriaceae
Exons: 2
Coding region: 1-828 (275 amino acids)
Source: RefSeq, a predicted model, not a curated record
AUGAGCAAGAAAUCGACAUUUGUCCCUGACGCCUGGGAGGAUGAUUGGGAGACUCAAGCAGACAAGAUGGCCAAGGAGCCUGAACAACCCGUCCCUCAAGUACCUCUGUCCAAGGCAGAACGCUUAGCACAGCAUGCUGAGCAGAAUCGCAAGCUUUGGGAGUCUGCCGAUGCUCCGCCAACUUUUAACUACUAUGAGGCUAGCACCUCAGGUGUCUCUCUCACAACUCCGUUCAAACCACAGGUUAAAGUACUCAGCCGGAAACCAGUCAUCGCUAAGCGCGAUGCUACUGCAGGCAUGUCCGGACUCUCACUCGAUGAUGAUAGCGAAGUAAAGAAGGAGGUACCAAUGACCCCGGAGGAAAUCCGAGCGAAACAAAAGCGCGACAGGGAGGAGAAGCAAAGACGAUACGAAGAAGCCAGGGCCAAGAUCUUUGGAGAAUCGAACCCAUCUUCAGGAGCCUCCUCACCUGGCACAGUUACCCCGCCGAAAGCCGAUGGCUACACUGGCCGCGGCCGUGGCAGGGGACGUGGUGGUUACAGAAACAACGAGACCCGUCAAUCCGAUAACCGUGGCUUUGAUGCUCCGCGUAGAAUGCAAAAUAUGUCGGGCUCGGGCCGCGAGUUGUUCGACCCGAAUCACUCACCAAAACCCGAGCCAGUAUCACAAAAACGGCAGCCGGAAUUUUCGUCGCCCGGAAGAAGCGUAACUCCCCGCGAUGGGCAGCAGCAAAUGCAACCACAGGCACCAAUCCGAGCACCUAAGGGGCCGGAUGGAAGUGGCAGAGGGGGUUUCGGCUUUGCUCAGCGAGGUGGUAAGGGCAGUUGA